This is a messenger RNA of Porites evermanni, 3733 nucleotides long. The record is from the annotation of a GenBank genome assembly. NCBI's taxonomy places the organism in Eukaryota, Metazoa, Cnidaria, Anthozoa, Scleractinia, Poritidae.
AUGGUGUCCGAGUAUUCGUGGCCCGUUUCAAAAACUUUGGAGGAAUUACUCUCAUGUGAGAGGUUUGAUAAGUCCGCCAUUAUACAGAGAGAUUUAAGUUUAUCUCAAGCGUUCUGUUUGUUGUGGCAAAAUGACAAAACGGGAGAUGUUGCUGGAAGGCAAAGACCGACCGCCAUGUCACACACCGCCUGUGCUGCUGUUCUGUUGGAUUUGCAUGUGCUGGAAAAGGUUGAUUUCGAGAAGGAAAUCAAACAGUGGAUGGACAGAAGAAGACAAGUUAUUUCCGUACAAGUGGGUCGUAAAGUCAUUAAAUCCACUUAUACUCCAACUUUAUUACUAACGGAGAAUCAGGCUACUUAAGGAAAUUUAUAAGCUUAUUAAGGCUUAGCUAAAUUUUUUAACAAGCCGUCGAAACACAACACGUAUUCCUUUGGAACGACUCAGCCGUUCUUUUCGCCUGAUUUGACCAGGAAUUUUUACUUUGGAGCAGCUUUUAUUCAGACCGAAUUUUGGCUUUCGUAGUUUACUUAGGGGCUAUUUACGUGAUAUCAGAAUUUGUAGUCUUGCAUUUCAAUUGGAACAAGCCCAUUUCUUCUCCGGAUGUUUUUCUCUUCCUGUUUAAAAGAUGAACGUCCUGCCGGAGCGGGUUUAAUUAUGUCUUCAUUCCGAAGAAUGCUUAACAUGGUAAGCUGGUCGUCUUUCUUGACAAACUUCAUUCGCGAUCUUGAGCAAAACUCAUUUUGGAAUGAAAGUCAUCCCAAUAUCACUGAUGAAGGUUCAAUCUCCAGCCAUGGGUGUCUUAAUUUUGGAAGAAUCAUGGCUGCAUCAAGACACCCAUGGCUAGAAACUGAGCCUAAAUAUCAUGUGAAUAGCCGGCCCCUUUAUUUAACUAUAAAGAAAAUUUACUGUCUGGAUCAUUCUCUAAAAGGCAAAAUUUAUUAUGCAAGAAACUUUUUUUGAUGUAUGAAAGAUGGUAAAAAGUUAAAAAAGGUUGAAAAAGGUCCAGAAAAACAGGAUAUCUCCAUCAGGACCAGUGUAUGUGUUUGUAAUACAGAGCAAGAGUCUUUGGCUCAAUCUUGAAAUCUUGGAAGCAUUUGUGAUGGGUCUCAAAGUCUCAGUGUUGGGUGAUUUUCAACUGGGAGGCUCAAAUUUUUGAAGUCUCGGUCUCGAAUUUUGAAAUCUCGCAGUUUCGCAAAGUCUUAAAUUUACCAUUCUUUUCCCCUUUUGUUUUAUUUUACUCAUGAGUUUUACAGGUUGUUACACGGAGGAUGAGCCCAAAAGGCAGCCAUUUUAUGUGGUGGGCAUUAUGUAUAUGUUCUGAGAAGUUUUUACAUCAUAUUUUGAAAUUUUAAAAUUUUCUGCUUAAAACUGUUCAGUGUCUGAACCAACAGGUAACUUUUAUCAACAUGGGGUUGACCCAAUGUCUGGUUAAGUGACCUUGAAAAGUUUGGCAUCUGUUUAUAAUAAGCUCAUAAUUUUGCUUUGUUCAGUAUGAAAACAAUGAGAGUCAUAAAGUCAAUACAAAUAUAUCAUAUGCACAGGUUAAAGAUGCCACAAUGACGAGUUCGUACUUGGACAAAGCACUUUUUUCAGACAUUGUCAAAUACCAUAAUAAUAGUAUGGGACGGAAAAAAACAACUGUUGAAUGGAUUAUUCAAGGAUCUCAUGAAAGAGAAAACUCAGCAACUGCAGUCUUGGACAGCCUAGUGCGGCGGGGGAUCCUUGGUAGGGAAUCAAUGCUUUUUGGAAGGAAAUAUCCAACACUUAAUUCUGGUAGGCAAAGUUUUGUUUGUAAUGAAUUUGCUGUCUCCUUUUUUGUUAUGCAUAUUGAAUUUUACCUUCCCCCAACUUCCCCAGGCAUAUCCGGGGACAAGAAAAGCUUUUUCUGACCUGAGGGCCGGAAAUGCCUUAAAAAACUUCUUGGAGUUCUUGUGUACAGUCAAUCCAUCUUAGUUGAAAGCUGUUUGCAUGUCACUGCAUCAAUAACUCUGCAUUGAAAGCCUCCAAAUGUCAGUUUUAUAAAAAUACUUUCAAAACUAGUGCUGCCUAAUAGAGGUAGCCUGAGAAAACAGCUGACAUUUUGCAAUGCCACAACUGCUUUCCCUGCAAAAUGACAUCUGAGAAACGUGUGCAGAAUUCCUUUACUGACGAUGUGUUACUUCAAAGAUCUGAGUAGUGGUAUGUCAUCAGUAUGGAAUUUCAGACAUCAUUUUGUGAGAAAACCAGUGGUGGCAUCGCGUAAUGUUGGCUGUAUUCUCAUGCUAAAUAGAGGUGUUCUGAAGGGAUGUUGCAUGUAAUAUGGUAAAAUCUAAUAUUUAGAAUCCAGACAUUGUGUGGAUCUAGUGAUGGUGAUGUAGAAAUUAGGUAGAAAAAACAUAUCUGGUGUGAAGUGUUGAUAUGUGUUCAACCAAUUUGAUUGAUCCAUUAGUCAUUACAUUUCAAAAGAAGUCUAUAAUGAACUGCAAAAAAGUCAUAUUCAAAGGAAAACAGGUUUUAACAUUAAUUGGUCUUGGGGUUCACUGUGUGUAUACCUGUAGGAGACAGUUUUCAUUGGGUUCCCUGUAAUGUUAGCUCAUCAUCAUGAAAAAAAUAGUCUGAACAUGCUCUGUGGUUGACAAUCAUGUUGGAUGUACACGGUAUAAUCUAAGUGAUCUUGGAUCACUGAUCCUGAUCAUGAUCAUCCCAAUGGAACAUACCCAUUACUAAUUAGAUAGGUAUGUUUACAUGUGUCCAACACAGUGGAUGUUUGUUUAAUGUUGUUUGAAUAUGAAAGUGGAUCAUGUUUCGUUGAUCAUCAUGUCAACACAUCACGCUGCUAUCCUACCAGGUGACUGUGUUAAUAAAGGUGUAAUAUAGUUUAGUAUUAGCUAAUAGUUAGUGGGAAUAAUUCUAGAGGGUCAGGGGUUUUGUUUGAGGCCAGACGCUGGACAGAACAUCAGGUUGUUUGACAUGUAAUGUCUGGUAGUUCAAUAAUAAUUGCCAAAUUAAUUAUAUUUUCAUUUUUUGUGGUAAUUUUUAAUGCCUUAAGAAUCUUAAGGGUUAACCAAUUCUGGUCUCCAGGGAACUCAGAAAAUUGUGUUUCAGAGAGUCCAAUUUUAAAACUUUUCUGGGGAAACAUGCCCCCCACCCCAGAAGUUUGUGCCUGUGAGUCCACCAGCUGAAUCUCUGCAUCUGGAGCUUCCAAAGGGUGACUGUGUGAACUUAAUAGAUGUGAUCCCUAAAUGAAGGAUAAAUUUAUAGUAAGCAUGGGCGACCAAUUUUAGGAAUUUGAAAAUGGUGGCUUAAUGGUGGUUUGUCUGUUUGAAUAUGUAUUGUUGGUCAUUAUAGGCGGUAAUGUACUGAUGGUGGGUACAGUUUUAUGAGGUCAAAUUAUUUUCAAUCUUUCAAUUGUAGAGGCGGUAAAUUUAAAUUUAUAAUAAUUGUACAGUUUCUUUGAUUUUUGGUUUAAUAUUAUCCAGAUCCUGAAAAAAAGCUCAUAGAUGAAAUAAGAGAGGUUGUUCUCAAAAAUCAACCUGCAGAUUCCUUUACUUGGACUCUUCUCAAGCUGGUAUAUGAAGCAGACUGUUGUUCCAGUAAGAAAGCACGUGUCCUUAGCAGAUAUUUUUCAGCUGACGAAUUUCAAGGGGCACAAGAAGUAAUCAAGGCUCUUGUUACUGUACCUGUUGAGGACAGCUUGAUUGCAAGUCCUGAUGCAGAAAGUCUUGAGUCAUUUGAACUUAAAGUAGUCGAAUAG